Molecule: messenger RNA, 393 nt
Organism: Monoraphidium neglectum
Lineage: Eukaryota; Viridiplantae; Chlorophyta; Chlorophyceae; Sphaeropleales; Selenastraceae
Product: anthranilate phosphoribosyltransferase
Exons: 2
Coding region: 1-393 (130 amino acids)
Biological process (GO): L-tryptophan biosynthetic process
Cellular component (GO): cytosol
Molecular function (GO): anthranilate phosphoribosyltransferase activity
Source: RefSeq, a predicted model, not a curated record
AUGGGGCCGGCAGACGUUGUGGAGGUCACCGCAGGCGCAGCACCCCGCAGGUACAGCCUCGACCCCAAGGACGUCGGCAUCCCCCGCUGUACAGUAGAGGAUCUGAAGGGCGGCGACGCGGCCCUCAACGCCGCAAUUCUGCGGGACGUCUUUGGCGGCGCCCGCGGACCGGUGGCGGACGCGCUGAAUCUGAACGCAGGGUAUGCUCUGGCGGCCGCUGAGGUGGCGGUGGACCCGCGGGAGGGGGUGGCCAUGGCGCAGGAGGCGCAGCGCGCGGGCAAGGCGGCGGGCGUGCUCGAGGCGUGGGCGGCGCUGAGCCAGAAGGAGGCUGCGGCGGAGCGGGGGGCGGGGGCGGGGGGGCAGCAGCAGCCGCAGGUCGCGGCGACGGCGUGA